This is a messenger RNA of Hymenoscyphus albidus, 1371 nucleotides long. NCBI's taxonomy places the organism in Eukaryota, Fungi, Ascomycota, Leotiomycetes, Helotiales, Helotiaceae. The record is from the annotation of a GenBank genome assembly.
AUGCCCCUCCCACCUGUUGGAACGAGACGGUACUUUGCGAUUAUCCAUUUGUUCGGUAACCCCAUCGAUUCAACCUGGUCGCUUCUGUGCGAAUUGGAGCUUUGGAAUAACUAUGCUGUUAUUGCUGAGUCUCUCUACAGCGAACGCAGUUUGGAGGAGCAAAAGAAAAAGGCGAAAUACAUCACGCCUAUUCUCGUUGCAAUGGACGACUUGAAACUGAUGUCUCGCACCACUUUCAAACCUGGAAAUUAUCCACAGAUCUGUCCGUGUCACUCGUCGGAGCUUGAUUCGCUGUUCUUCAGGACGGCUGGAAAGCUCAGCAAUUACAGAACUCAUGACACUCGACGAACCUGCUUUGCCAUUGCAGUAUACGUGGUUGGGGUGGUUGCAAAUUUUGUGAAGACCAUGGGAGGCUCUCCAAGUCGAUCCGGUGGUAAAAUAGCACCGGCGAUGUUACUUUCUUGGUUACUCCUCACCACGCUUAUUAGCAAUUUAAUCGGUCAAUUCAACUCACCUGAGAAUGUCAUUCGAAUUAUUGAGGAUUUCAGGAACGAACUUCGCCAGAUAAUGGGGAUGCGAGUGCACGAGAGCCAGUAUACAUUGCGAGGAAAGGUCGAGGGACCCGAGCCUGUCUUUGAAUUACGAGUAACGACAACGGAGCUCGACAGAAAACAAUGUUCUCACAUGGAAGUGGAAAACCAGCGGAUUCUGUGGGAGAACUUAGUCGUUGGUAAAAUCAACUGGGCAAAAGACCCAAAUUGGAUUGAAUACCUGGACGCACCGGCUCACGGUAUACCCAUUUACCAACCGAACAAACAACUUGGAAAUAACAUUCGUCUUUUCACCAUUGCAACAAUACCUGUAUUACUUUCUUUCAUAUCUGCUUUUACUGUUCUAUGGUCGCCUCCCACUUACCUCACAUGCCGACACUUCAUCGUCGUCGCGGCAUUUUUAGCAUGGCUUAUCAGCCCAUUUCUCACCAGGGCAUUUUUCCUCUCUAGGCGCCUAAGGAGAAAUGAUGAACUGGGCUGGCAUUUUGUUUUUCUCAAGGACUUUUCGAUCGCAGGACCAAUCAUUGCCCUUCUUAUAGCAUCUACGAGUGGCCUGUUCAGCAGUUGUUGGUGUUUAAGCGGUGUGUUCAUUCUCCGCAGUAAGGCGGAAAUCCAACUCAAUCCUGCAGGCGAUUUCAACAAGGCCAAUGGGAAAAUAUAUCCGGGGAUCGUAGCCGCGAACUUUCUGCUGCAACUGGUGGUCCUUGGGUGGAUAGUAAUGGGAGUUGGCCGGAAGCAGAUCUUAUCGACGCGAGUGAGUGAGAGUGAGACGCGUGAGGCGCUGAUUGCUGAGAUUUCUGUUCGAAAGAUGGGCCGUUAG